Messenger RNA from Bolinopsis microptera, 717 nucleotides. RefSeq lists its product as uncharacterized. The coding region runs from base 1 to 717 and encodes 238 amino acids. NCBI's taxonomy places the organism in Eukaryota, Metazoa, Ctenophora, Tentaculata, Lobata, Bolinopsidae. The transcript has 3 exons. The record is from RefSeq and is a predicted model, not a curated record.
AUGCGGAUAAUCUUGCUGCUAUCCCUUCUGAUUAUUGAGAAUGCUGCUGAGGAUCUAGAUGAAGGCUGGGUAGCAGUACAACAUGAUGAAUAUAUAGACUUCAAUCUGGAGCAGUAUUCUCUUGAAAUAAAGACUGAUAGCACGCUAGGGAGUGAAGAUAUAGCGUGGGUGAUGUUCUACACUUCACAGGAAGACCUUGCAGGAGGACUCUUACUCUACUUCACCUCUACUCCUAAGUACCAUAUCAUGUAUUGCAGCUCGGACCGCACUAACUUCCUUACUGACCUACCUACUGCAAGAGACAAGGUAUACGUAUGGAGGGUAACGUUAACUAGAACCUCAGGUAUCAGACUAGUGGUACACUGUAACGAGGUGGAGGUGAUCAACACCCUGAUGUCAGACUCAACGUGUAGUGACAGUGACUGGAGCAUUUACUUGAGCAGGAGCAGGAGCAUUGCAAAGAUAAAGUUCCAUUACUCUGAAACUGCCUCUGAUUUCUACAGACCUCUAACAGUGAUAUGUACUGGACUGAAGGCUGAGUGGACAAGUACGAUUAAGACAGCAGCCAAUUUUCCAGUAGACCCAGGCACCGUCGUGGAAGUGACUUGUUCUGACCCAGAAGCUCUCAACAAAGGGAGCAAUGAAGUGACUUGCACGAUAGGGACAGAGUUCACCUUCUCAAAAGAGCCUUGUUGCUUCAACCUAGGUAAAUCAUAA